AUGGUAUUUUAUUGUAACUUGGAGAAAGAUACAUUAAGUGUUGUCAUCAGAAGACAGGGAACUUGGACUCAAAAGCUUUACACCCAUCUCUCUUCUUCCAUUGAUUCUCUAGAGGUUUCUACUGAAGGUCCUUAUGGUCCUAACUCCUUAGAUUUGAGGCAUGACUCUCUAAUACUAGUCAGCGGGGGAAGCGGAGUCACUCCCUUCAUUUCAGUGAUCAGAGAACUCAUAUUCCAGGCCCAAAACCAAAGCACAAAAAUACCAGAUGUUCUUCUUGUUUGUGCCUUUAAAUACUACCAUGAUCUUGCGUUUUUAGACCUAAUCUUCCCACCAGAUAUUUCAGUCUCGGACAUCUCUAGGCUGAAUCUCCGGAUCGAGGCCUAUAUAACACAAGAAGACAAGAAGCCGGAGGCAGCUGAUGAUACCAGAUUGUUGCAGACAAAAUGGUUCAAACCACAGCCACUAGACUCUCCAAUCUCACCAGUCCUUGGACGCAACAACAUACUCUGGCUAGGAGUUGUGAUCUUAUCAUCAUUCGUCAUGUUUCUCUUGCUCAUAGCGAUUGUUACACGUUACUACAUAUACCCUGUUGAUCGUAACACAGGAAAGAUCUACAACUUCUCGUACAGAGUUCUCUGGGACAUGUUCCUAGGAUGUGUGUGCAUUUUUAUUUCUUCAAGCGCAGUUUUCUUGUGGCGCAAGAAAGUUAACAAGGAAGGAGAUAAGGAGUCCAAGAAGCAGGUACAGAGCGUAGAUUUUCAGACGCCUACGUCUUCUCCAGGUUCAUGGUUCUGCAGCCACGAUAGAGAGCUCGAGAGCGUUCCCUAUCAAUCUAUAGUACAAGCCACUUCAGUCCAUUUUGGCUCCAAACCUAAUCUGAAAAAGAUUCUGUUUGAGGCCGAAGGUUCAGAAGACGUUGGAGUGAUGGUGUGCGGGCCAAGAAAGAUGAGGCAUGAGGUGGCAAGGAUAUGUUCAUCUGGUUUGGCUAAAAACCUUCACUUUGAAGCAAUUAGUUUCAACUGGUGAUCGAUUCCAUGUUCUGACUAUGUUGUUUAUAUUCAUUGUGAUUACCUUUGAUAUGUUGAAAUGGUUUGCUGUUUAUUUUUUUAACGCAAUGCAAAAAUGAAUGUCGAUAUGUGCUAUCA
This is a messenger RNA of Brassica napus (rape), 1145 nucleotides long. Its product is annotated as ferric reduction oxidase 5. Lineage: Eukaryota; Viridiplantae; Streptophyta; Magnoliopsida; Brassicales; Brassicaceae. Gene Ontology annotation, molecular function: oxidoreductase activity. Gene Ontology annotation, cellular component: plasma membrane. The transcript has 4 exons. Bases 1 to 1026 code for a protein of 341 amino acids. The record is from RefSeq and is a predicted model, not a curated record.